UGUGAUCAUUUCUCACUUGUUUUUUUUUCGACCUGUCUGUCCUCAGGUAGUAAGGCUAGGCUCUAGAGAGAGAAAGACUGCACAGGUGAGUUUGACUCAUUCUAUGGGGGCAGUAAACACAGCGGAGUAUAUAACUUGUCAAAUGUUCCAGUUCACUACUGCAGUCAGUGCAAGUACCUGCUUGUGCCUGAGGUGCCAGCUGACAUGAGCAAUGGAUCCUGCUUUUUACACCCUGGCUUUGUGGAUUUUACUGAAACACCGCAAAGUUCUGGAGCUAAAGGAAAAGCUGUGAACUUUUCAGAUCAGCUCAACUUUUUAUUCUUCAAAAAAAAAACAAACGAAAAAUAAAGACUUGUUGCGGUCUCUGGACGGAGAGCAAAGCCUAUCUGAAUGUUUUUGGCCUGGAUCAAGUUAUGUGGUAGUGCGGCUGUUAUCUGUUGGGUUACAGACCAUUUGUUUCCUGUGAGGAGAUGGUGGAUCAUGGCACAUUGACCGUAUCUCUGGCGUGAAAGUGCAUAGACAAUGGAGUUCCUCAGGAGCCUCGUCCCUACGGUCAUCUCCGGGGACGGCGGAGGGCUGGUGGAGCCCACGGGGCUGUUGCCACGGGAGAUGGGCCCGCGCUUGCUGAGGAUGAAGCGCCUGAGCCUGCUGUCAAUGGGACAAACCAUUGAGGAAGACCCAGGGGGGCUGGCCCAACCUGUCCGACCACCCCGACUCACCCGACAUUACGCCAAAGCCUCUGUUCCGGUGAGCAGCAGCAGUCUAAGUAGACGCCGUGCAACCCCGUCAGCCCCGCUCAGCUGGGAGAAGCGCAGCGCCCAGGCCACAGCCAUGUCCAGCAUCACCAUCGACCCCGAGGCCAAGCCUGGCGAGUUUGUCAUCAAGAGCCUCUUCGCCGAGUUCGCUGUGCUCGCCGAAAAGAAGAUCGAGGUGGUCAUGGCCGAGCCACUGGAGAAGCCUUUAUCCAGAUCUCUGCAGAGAGGGGAAGAUGCACAGUUCGAUCAGUUAAUAAGCUCUAUGAGCUCAAUAGCGGAACACUGUUUGCCCUCGCUGCUGCGGACGCUGUUUGACUGGUACCGGAGACAGAGCGGCACAGAGGACGAGUCCUACGAAUACAGACCCAGAUCCAGCACCAAGUCCAAGGGGGAUGAACAGCAUCGGGAUAAAGACUACCUACUGGAGAGGAGGGACUUAGCCAUAGACUUCAUUUUUUGUUUAGUUUCAGUAGAGGUUUUGAAACAGAUUCCUCUUCAUCCUGUGCCAGAUGCAUUAGUCCAUGAAGUCCUUAACCUGGCAUUUAAGCACUUUAAACACAAAGAGGGGUACUCUGGUCCCAACACUGGCAAUGUGCACAUCAUUGCAGAUCUAUUCGCUGAGGUCAUCGGAGUCCUCGCCCAGUCCAAGUUCCAGGCAGUGCGUAAAAAGUUUAUCACAGAACUGAAGGAGCUGCGGCAGAAAGAGCAGAGUCCUCAUGUGGUGCAGAGCAUCAUCAGCCUCAUCAUGGGCAUGAAGUUCUUCAGAGUCAAAAUGUAUCCAGUGGAAGAUUUUGAGGCUUCCUUCCAGUUCAUGCAGGAAUGUGCCCAGUAUUUCCUGGAAGUGAAAGACAAGGAUAUAAAGCAUGCAUUAGCUGGCCUAUUUGUGGAGAUCCUCAUCCCUGUAGCUGCUGCGGUAAAGAAUGAAGUGAAUGUGCCCUGCCUGAAGAACUUUGUGGAGAUGCUCUACCAGACUACCUUUGACCUCAGCUCAAGAAAAAAGCACUCGCUGGCACUAUAUCCUCUGGUCACAUGUUUGCUGUGUGUCAGCCAGAAGCAGUUCUUCCUCAAUAACUGGCACAUCUUCCUUCAGAACUGCCUUUCACACCUAAAGAACAAAGAUCCUAAAAUGUCUCGUGUAGCACUGGAGUCACUCUACAGGCUGUUGUGGGUCUACGUCAUCAGAAUCAAGUGUGAGAGCAACACCACCACACAGAGUCGUCUCCUCAGUAUUGUUUCAGCACUUUUCCCCAAGGGUUCCCGCAGUGUGGUGCCCAGGGACACACCACUCAACAUCUUUGUUAAGAUCAUUCAGUUCAUUGCUCAGGAAAGGCUGGACUUUGCCAUGAAAGAAAUCAUCUAUGACCUGCUGUGUGUGGGCAAGUCACAUAAGACCUUCACCAUCAAUCCAGAGAGAAUGAAUAUUGGUUUGCGAGCAUUCUUGGUAAUAGCGGACAGCCUUCAACAGAAGGAUGGCGAACCACCCAUGCCCACCACAGGGGUCAUCCUACCCUCUGGCAACACCUUACGGGUCAAAAAGAUCUUCCUCAAUACCACCCUCACUGAUGAGGAGGCCAAAGUCAUCGGUAUGUCUCUGUACUAUCCUCAGGUGAGGAAGGCUCUGGAUAACAUUCUCAGGCACCUGGACAAAGAGGUGGGCCGCUCCAUGAGCAUGACCAAUGUGCAGAUGUCCAAUAAAGAGCCAGAAGACAUGAUCACUGGCGAGCGAAAGCCAAAGAUUGAUCUGUUCCGGACGUGUGUAGCUGCCAUCCCCAGACUGAUCCCUGAUGGCAUGAGCAGGCAGGACCUCAUUGAGCUUCUGGCCAAGUUGACCAUCCACAUGGACGAGGAGCUGCGUGGGCUGGCCUUCACCACUCUGCAGGCUCUGAUGGUGGAUUUCCCUGACUGGAGGGAGGACGUUCUCUCAGGAUUCGUGUACUUCAUUGUGCGAGAGGUGACAGAUGUGCACCCCACCCUGCUGGACAACGCUGUCAAAAUGCUGCUGCAGCUAAUCAUCCAGUGGAAACAGGCAGUGCAGAGCAGCAACCGUGGCCACGACUCACAGGGCUCUAAUGACAGAGCAUGUCUGCCUCUGGAGCGUUCUCCUCUGUGGGGUGUGCUGCAUGUGGUGGAGGGGCUGGCUCUGGUGGUUUUGUGUAGCUGCAGGCCAGCCACACGCCGCCUCGCUGUCAAUGUGCUGAAAGAGGUUCGGGCACUACACAACGCCCUCUGCAUCACUAAGGGUGAUGAGGAGUUGGCUAUAGAUGUGAUGGAUAGGGUGAGCGCUUCAGUUCUGGAAAGUUUCAUCCACCUUACUGGGGCUGACCAGACUAACCUGCUGUACUGUCCCAGUGGAAUAGACCUGCAGACGCUGGCUGAGUGGAGCUCUUCUCCCAUCAGUCACCAGUUUGACGUGGUCAGUCCCUCACACAUCUGGGUGUUUGCCCACGUCACUCAGGGUCAGGACCCAUGGGUCAUCAGUCUGUCCAGUUACCUGCGGCAGGAGCACCUUCCCAAGCACUGCCCUACUGCACUGAGCUACGCCUGGCUCUUCGCCUCCACGCGUCUCCAGCUGCUCUCUCCACAAGUUGACAUCAAUAGCCCAAUCAAUGCGAAGAAGAUGAACAGCUUGAGCAGCAGUACCGAUUCCUACGUUGGUCUGUGGAGGAACUAUCUGAUCCUCUGCUGCAGCUCUGCAACCUCAUCAUCGUCCUCCUCAUCCUCAUCGUCAGCCCCUGGCUCUGUCCGCUGCUCCCCUCCUGAGACGCUGGCGUCCACACCGGACAGCGGAUACAGCUACGACUCAAAGAUCAUUGGCAUUCCGUCCCCCUCCUCCUUAUUCAAGCAUGUGGUUCCUAUGAUGCGCUCUGAGAGCAUGGACAUCACGGAGUCUCUAGUCCUUGGGCUUGGCCGGACCAACCCUGUUGCCUUCAGAGAGCUCUUGGAGGAGCUGAAUCCCAUCAUUAAAGAGGCCCUGGAGAGAAGGCCAGAGAACAUGAAGCGACGCCGGCGUCGUGACAUCCUCAGAGUCCAGCUGGUCCGGAUCUUUGAGCUGCUGGCUGAUUCAGGAGUCAUCAGCCAGAUUGGGAGUGGGGGACUAGACGGGGAGAGUCACUCUCUGAACAGCACUCUGCUGGAGUAUGUGGAUCUGACACGGCAACUGCUGGAGGCUGAGAAUGACAAAGACUCAGACACACUCAAAGACAUCCGCUCCCACUUCAGUGCCCUGGUGGCAAACAUCAUCCAGAACGUGCCAGUACACCAGAGGAGGAGCAUUUUCCCUCAGCAGUCUCUAAGACACAGUCUGUUUAUGCUGUUCAGUCACUGGGCCGGACCCUUCAGCAUCAUGUUCACUCCUCUAGAUCGCUACAGUGACCGCAACAUGCAGAUAAACAGACACCAGUACUGUGCUCUCAAAGCCAUGUCUGCUGUGUUGUGUUGUGGUCCAGUCGCUGAUAAUGUUGGUCUGUCAUCUGAUGGGUACCUCUACAAAUGGUUAGACAACAUCUUGGACUCACAGGACCGCAAGGUGCAUCAGCUGGGCUGUGAGGCAGUGAUGCUGUUGUUAGAGCUGAACCCAGAUCAGAGUAAUCUGAUGUUCUGGGCAGUGGAUCGCUGCUACACAGGCUCGCGCAGAGUGGCCACUGGCUGCUUCCGAGCCAUUGCCAACGUCUUUCACAACCGGGAUUAUCAGUUUGACACUGUGGUGCUGCUGAACCUGAUCCUGUUUAAGGCUGCAGAUUCCUCCAGAGAUAUCUAUGAAGCGGCCAUGCAGCUGCUUCAGAUCUUGGAGCCAAAGCUGUUUCGUUAUGCCCAUAAACUGGAGAUGCAGCGUGCUGAUGGUGUUUUGACUCCACCCUCUCCACUGCCUCACCUCUACUCUGUGUCAUACUACCAACUCAGUGAAGAGUUAGCACGCACAUACCCAGAGCUCACGCUGCCCAUCUUCUCAGAGGUAAGUCAGAGGAUCCAGACAGCGCACCCUGGUGGCAGGCAAGUGAUGCUGCACUACUUGCUGCCCUGGAUGAAUAAUGUGGAGCUGGUGGAUUUCAAGCCACAAACACGGCGGCAGGAGGAGCCUGAGGAGGAGGAGGACACACGGGAGAUGAUGAUGGUGAACAGCCGUCGUUGGCUCCGAGGAGAGGGCUGGGGAUCACCACAGGCAACAACCAUGAUCCUCAACAACCUCAUGUUCAUGACUGCUAAGUAUGGCGAUGAAUUUGCAUGGUCUGAGAUUGAGAACGUAUGGACGACUUUGGCAGACAGCUGGCCCAAAAAUCUUAAGAUCAUUCUGCACUUCCUCAUCAGCAUGUCUGGAGUCAACAGCGAGCCAAGUCUUCUUCCUUAUGUAAAGCGAGUGGUGGUCUAUCUGGGUAGAGAUAAGACUAUGCAGCUUUUGGAGGAGCUGAUGUGUGAGCUGGAACUCAUGGACCCUGUGAGCUCAGCUGUCACUCAUAUGGAUAACCCGCCUUAUUACCGCAUCACUUCCUCCUAUAAGAUCCCCUCUGUCACAGGAACUGCUUCCAGCAGUAACACUAUGGUUGCUGGACCUGAUGGACAUCACGACAACAAGCUCAAAGAUCCCAACAUGGAUGACAAUUAUGCUCAUUUAGACAUCUACAGUGGGCUGAACAGUAAUCUGAACAGACAGCACCAUCGGCUGGAGUCCCGUUACAGCAGCAGCUCUGGAGGCUCUUAUGAGGAGGAGAAGAGUGACUCUAUGCCAGUCUAUGCUAACUGGCGUCUGAAGGUCAUGGAUCAUAACAGGCCCGAGCCCCUCCCUUUCCCUCCGACAGGAGGUUGCUGGUCUCCACUGGUCGAUUAUCUACCAGAGACCACCACGCCUGGAGUUUCCCUUCACAGAUGUAAUAUCGCUGUGAUCCUGCUCACUGAUCUCAUCGUGGACCAUGGAGUCAAAAUAGAAUGGAGCGCCUACCUGCAUCUUCUACUGCAUUCCAUCUUCAUUGGAUUUGACCACCAGCACCCAGAGGUCUAUGAGCAUUGUAAACGACUACUGCUCCACCUGCUGGUCGUCCAGGGAACCAAUAGCAGUGUCCAGUCACUGGCAUCUGUCCUGCUUCGCAACCGGGAGUACCACGAGCCCAGGGUUCUCACUAUUAAACCAGUUCCACAAGAGUUCAACCUCACAGGUGUGACGGAGCUGGUUCCAGACUACCAGCCAUCCCCGAUGACAGACUCUGGUUUGAGUUCUAGCUCCACCUCCUCCAGUAUCAGUCUGGGUGGCACAGCCUUGCCCCACCUGCCCCCCACAUUGCUCAAUGAAGUGGACCUGUCCGCUGAGCAGGAUGAGAAAGUUAAAAACCUUAUCGAGUUCAUAAGCUCCAGGAAGCGAGGUCCACUGUGGAAUCAUGAGGACAUGUCACCUAAAAACCCCAACAUUAAGAGUGCAGAGCAGCUCAGUGUCUUCCUCAGACACGUUGUCACCGUCUUCAAACAGACCCAAGCAGGUUUCCAGUUGGAGCAGCUGUUGAGUGAGGUAGCCUUGCAGACGGCUCUGUCUUGUUCCUCAAGGCACUAUGCUGGCCGCUCUUUCCAGAUUUUCAGGGCUUUGAAACAGCCACUCACAGCAUCCACACUGUCAGACCUGCUCUCUAGGCUGGUGGAGACUGUAGGAGAUCCUGGAGAAGAGGCUCAGGGUUUUGUGAUAGAGUUGCUUUUGACUCUGGAGGCUGGAAUUGAUACUCUGGCAGACACCAUGAAGAACUAUGACCUGCUUACUGCACUGUCACAGGCUUCCUCCCAUGAUCCUUUGCUGGGCACCAAAUUUGCUAAUAACAGGAAGAGCACAGGCCAACUGAACCUGAACAGUGGUGGCUUGUUCCAUAUACACUACAGCCAUGCCCGCAGCAACUCCCUCCGCGCCAGUCUCAUGGGUGAGUGCAAGGGUGACCGGCGCCGCAGCAACACCCUUGACGUGGCAGACCGCCUGGGAGGUAGCCACGGGAACCUGGCCCGCACACGGAGCUUAUCAUCUCUACGUGAAGGCGGAGUCCCGGAAGUGGGGCCACCAGCAGACCCCACCAACCUGUUGGCCACAGUGUUCUGGAUUGCAGCUUCGCUGCUGGAGUCAGACUACGAGUUUGAAUACCUGCUCGCACUUCGGCUUCUGAACCGACUACUGGGUCAGCUGCCUCUGGAGAAAGCCGACAGCAGGGAGCGACUGGAGAGGGUGCAGGCCAAACUCCGCUGGUACAACUUCCCUGGCCUGCUACAGCUCUUCCUAAAGGGUUUUACUUCAGCUGCUACACAGGAGCUCACCAUCCACCUGCUCAGCAAGCUCAUCACUGUGUCUAGACACACGCUCGUAGACCCUUCCCAGGUGGCAGGUUUUCCUUUGAACAUCCUGUGCCUGUUGCCUCACCUAAUCCAGCACUUUGACAGCCCUACAGUGUUCUGCAAGGAGACUGCAGACCGCAUCGCCAAGGUGUGUGCUGAGGAGAAGUCAGCCACAUUGGCCAACCUGGCUCACAUGAUGAGCCUGUACUCUACGCACAGCUACUCGCGAGACAGCACCAACUGGAUCAACGUUGUAUGCCGAUACCUGCACGAUGCCUUUGCAGAAAUCACUUUUAACUUGGUCACUUACCUGGCUGAGUUACUGGAAAAGGGGCUGCCCAGCAUGCAGCAGUCACUGCUGCAAAUCAUCUACAGCCUGCUGAGUUACAUAGACCUGUCAGCUGCGCCGGUCAAACAGUUCAACCUAGAAAUUAUGAAGAUCAUAGGCAAAUAUGUACAGAGCCCAUAUUGGAAGGAGGCUCAGAACAUUCUGAAGCUGGUGGUGUCUCGCUCAGCCAGCCUCGUGGUGCCUGACGAGAUGCAGCGCUCUUACAGUGCUGAAUCAUCAGGUUCGCCUGAAAUUGCCUUCACUCGCAUCUUUAACAACUCCUCCAAAGAGCUGCCAGGCAAAACGUUGGACUUCCACUUUGAUAUCUCAGAGACACCCAUCAUAGGGCACAAGUAUGGAGACCAGAGCAAUGCAGCAGGUCGUAAUGGAAAACCACAGGUCAUUGCUGUGACGAGGAGCACGUCUUCAACAUCUUCAGGGUCGAACUCUAAUGGCCUGGUGCCCGUCAGCUGGAAAAGACCCCAACUCUCUCAGAGGAGAACACGAGAGAAGCUGAUGAAUGUCCUGUCUCUGUGUGGACCAGAAAAUGCCCUACCCAAAAACCCCUCGGUGGUGUUUUCUUCAAAUGAGGACCUGGAUGCAGGUGACCAACAGAACAGCCUAAUUCCUACGGUAGAGGAAGUGACACGUGAAGAGGAGGUUCAGGCAGAGGAUGCAGGAAGUGAGCAGCAGUUUGGCGUCUUCAAAGAUUUUGACUUCCUAGAUGUGGAACUGGAGGAUGCAGAGGGGGAGAGCAUGGACAACUUCAACUGGGGUGUGCGUCGACGCUCUCUGGACAGCAUGGACAAAGGAGACACCCCGUCAUUGCAGGAGUGCCAGUACACAGGCAGCACACCCAGCCUCAACCUAACAAAUCAAGAGGACACGGAUGAGUCGUCUGAGGAGGAGGUACUGAGCGCUAGCCAGAUUCUCACCCGCUCCAACCUCCUCAACAGUGACUCUGCCACAGAUGAUGCUACAUCCAAUCACAUGGAUUCUCUACAGCAAUCCCAGGAGUCUUCCAGUAGUGUCCUAACUGAGGAAGCCACACCCACCCCACCACUGCCCCGCCCAGACAGCCCUAUCCAUGAGACCACACAUUCUGACAGCAAUAUCAGCCAGCUGCCUGAGGACGCUACUGUGACGGCGGCAGAUGAGCUUAGCAGCAGUGUGAGCGAGGACACGGGUUUUUGCAGUGCCCCCCCUCUUCCCUCAGAUCCUGCCGAUCUGUGUGACCUGCCUGACUGCUCAGACUCUCAGGACCCUCCUGACGAUCUUGACCCGGCUCCCCCUCCACCUCCAGCAGUAGACAGCCCACCAGGGUCACUGUGUGAGGACGAGACAGUGCUGCCCCCAACCGCACCAGACAGUGCCCCGGACUCUGUGUGUGAUGAGGACGUCACACUGGCACUGAAAGAGCUGGAUGAGAGGUGUGAAGAAGAGGAGGCCGACUUCUCUGGCAUGUCCAGUCAGGAUGAGGGCGAUGCGGACGGUUUCCCCGAGCUGCAGGGCUCUCCGCCCCCCUCGCCCUUUCUCUCUGCCAUCCUGGCAGCGUUCCAGCCCAUCGCUUACGAUGAUGAGGAGGAUGCCUGGCGUUGCCAUGUCAACCAGAUGCUUUCCGACACGGACGGGUCCUGUGCCGUCUACACUUUCCACGUGUUCUCCCGCCUCUUCCAGCACAUCCAGAGGAAGUUUGACUCCAUUACCCACGCCUCAGUGCGGUUCCUCGGUGAAGGACUUCAGCGAAUGGGAAACCAGUUCCUCAGCUCUCUAGAAGUCAUGACCUCCUGCUCUCAGUGCCCUACAGUUCUACUUGAUGCAGAGACUCUGGUUUCCUGUGGGCUCUUGGAGACGUUAAAGUUCAGUGUUUUGGAACUGCAGGAGCAUCUGGACACCUACAAUGGCAAAAGAGAGGCUGCAGAACAGUGGCUGGAGAACUGCAGGAAGACCUUUGGUGAUAAAGACAGCAACCAUCGGCCCACAGCUCAAGCUCAGCAAAUGGAAAUUCUAGCAGAGCUGGAGCUCUGUCGAAGAUUGUAUAAGCUCCACUUUCAGCUGCUGCUGCUCUUUCAGGCCUACUGUAAACUGAUCAGCAGAGUGGACACCAUAAAAAGAGAGGCAGAGGUAACAAACAUGUCAGAGGAGCUUGCCAUCCUGGAGAGCUGUCUGAAGGAGGCAGAGUCAGUGAGUGAUGGACAGGAGGGAGUGAGCGUGUCCGAGGCAGUGCAGUCCAGUACAGAGACGGCCAUCCACUCACUUAUUGAGAGUCUACGAUCACGAGACUUCAGCUCUGCCCUCGCACAGGUCAAAGCGUUCAGGUGCUUGUGGCCUAAUGACAUUUUUGGCAGUGAGAAGGAUGAUGCUGUGCAGACUUUGCUGCAUAUCUACUUCCGGCACCAGACUCUGGGCCAGACAGGCUGCCUAGCUGUGGUGGGGCCAAGCAGGGAUCUGUCUCAGGCCAGCGCCCGCCUCAUGGAGCUCAACCUGCAGAUCCGUGAGGCCUUGCGCCGUGCCCAGAUGCCCCAGAGCCUCGUCCACAACCAAACACCCACUCCCCAGACCCAGAUCAACACCCACAGCACGGUCCUCAGCACGGGACUGUGAUGGGUAUGGGCAGGGGCCGGAAGUUCUCUACGGUUCCAGUAAGGGCAGCAGUGAGGUGUCUGAUCAGGGGUGGGGAAGUAUGAGGGUGGGGGGUAAGGGCAUUUCUGGAGACUUCACUUUAAAGGGCUAAAGGAUGUGUGUGAGGAUCAUACUGACUAUGAAAAAUCUAUGAAUAUACAUUCUCUCCUCUUCCCUCAGCCAUUUUUGCUCCUAUCAUCAUUCUCUGAAACAAUGCAACAUCGCCGAAUUUUGGCUGUAAAAGUGACGGACUGAGGACCUGGUUGGUCAAAGACAGUUUGUAGGAGGAACACUGGGCAAUGAUGAUGCUGAACUGGAAAAUUUUGGCGGAAUGACCUAGACCUCUGGGGUGUCUAUUGGGAAAAAUGGCCAAUGGUUGAUAUCUGCUCUACUAGAGCACUGGGAUAGCGAAGGUUGUCUGGUCAGGUGGCAUGUAGCUACAUAAACAGCUUAUCCAUGGAAUGUGUGAGAAUCUGCAAGUCACGAUGGAGGCUUCGGUCACAUUUUGCUCAAACUCAAAACAAUAAGUACAUAUUUAAGAAAAUGACAACAAAAAAACACAUGUUUCAAAAGCAUGCUUGAAAACGGAAAAGCACUGCAAGAAAUAUUUUUUGAGAAAUGUAUUUUUAUUAGAGCUAACAAUCCUAGGUUGUAAAUGUUAGGAUAUUUAAUGUAUUAUUGAAAAGAGGGCUUGGCCCUCAGACUCUGUAUAAAGAGAGGUUUAUCUGGUUAACUUUAUUGACCUGCGUUGGGGAGAAACUUUAGCUUUCACCGGGUUGCUCUAACAAAACUCCUACUCUAUAACCAAAUAAGUAGCUGCCUGUAGACAACCAUAGAUUCAUGUGUUGGUGUGUGACGAGACAAGGGGAGCGUGUGUCCGUGUGCGUGUGAGCGAGUGUGUGUUUUUACAUAUGCCGAUAUUUGCACACACAUUCUCUCUCUCUCUCACACAUGCACAUUAGCACAUUAAAAACGCACACACAAAGUGCAAAAAACUGGCUGCAACUCAUUAUGGAAAUAUCAAUAACUUAUUGUACUCUGUAUAUAUUUUAGAAAAAAUGUAUAGUGUAAAAGCAGUAUUUUUCCCUUGUACAUUUGUGUAAUGCACUGUUCAACCAGAAUAGAGAGUAUGAAGCUAAUGCAAAAAGGCCAAAAAAAAUUUCCAGCUGUAACAGUCACUAACAACCCUGUCCACCCUAGUUAUCCAAGUCUCUGAUCUUCAGCGUUUCCCUUUUGACAAGCAAGCCUGGCUGGGAGCAGAGAAUAGGAGUCAUCUGUUCUCGUCACUCUGAUGCUCUCUCUUGCCUUUGCCCAGCUCUGCUUGACCAUAUGCAUUCCUUAAGCUCCACUGUGAUCUUCAUGCUGGCUCGCAGUACUCUGCAGUACUCUGAAGGUCCCUGCGAGAGGCAGGGCCAGUGUUCGUCCAUAUUGGCUCUGCAGUUGUCCUCGGACUCAGGGCAGCACUGAUAGAGCGGCGUCUAUGCUGCGCUUCUCAAAGCCACUGUGCUUCGCUUUGCUCGACUGCAAGACAAACAGCACCGGGCCAGCGUUUACCCACAGAGUUGGAGGGAUGUCACAAUGUUGUGGCACAUUAAAAAAAAAAAACAAAAAAAAAUGAUCACUGUAUCCAUUCCUCACAGAACUCUUCUGUUGCUUGUCUGGUACAUUUUGAAUGCUGUUCUUAAUUAUUUAAUGGAAAUAUGGAUAUAUUAUUUACCUGGAGAAAAUCUAGUUUUUAUUUAGAGGUGCAUUAUCCUGUGUGUUUGUGUUUUUUGUUGUUUUUUUUUCCUCCCUCACUUUUCUCGUCUUUUUUUUUCCUUCCUUGUCAUCCCACUCACAUGCCUUUCCCCCUGUCCUGAUGAAAUAAAACCUAAUCAGAAGCAACA
Messenger RNA from Pygocentrus nattereri (red-bellied piranha), 11885 nucleotides. It is a transcript of the gene fryl, whose product is annotated as furry homolog, like. Gene Ontology annotation, cellular component: cell cortex; site of polarized growth. Lineage: Eukaryota; Metazoa; Chordata; Actinopteri; Characiformes; Serrasalmidae. The record is from RefSeq and is a predicted model, not a curated record. Gene Ontology annotation, biological process: neuron projection development; cell morphogenesis. Bases 523 to 9981 code for a protein of 3152 amino acids. The transcript is spliced from 62 exons.